Molecule: messenger RNA, 1723 nt
Organism: Hermetia illucens (black soldier fly)
Lineage: Eukaryota; Metazoa; Arthropoda; Insecta; Diptera; Stratiomyidae
Product: protein croquemort
Exons: 5
Coding region: 132-1598 (488 amino acids)
Cellular component (GO): membrane; cytoplasm
Molecular function (GO): scavenger receptor activity
Source: RefSeq, a predicted model, not a curated record
AGGCUGGGCUAACAUUACUUAGUUUCGAGAUCUCCUACCGAGCGGGUCUAUUUUAGGAACCCUCGUGCUGAUGAGUUCUCGUUAUAUUUUUAUAUAGUUCGUCCUGAGUCUGAAGAACUGGCAUAAUCAAAAUGUGUUGCAAGUGUUGUAGUGAAACCCAACGCAAAGUCUGGGUAUUUGGAAGCGGAGUUUUUAUUGGGGUCAUAGCUCUAAUAUUGGUUCUGGGAUGGCCGCAAUGGGGUGAGGACAUUUUAGAAUCGCAACUGACACUAAAAGAGGGGUCCCUCAUGUACGACACCUGGAAGGAGACACCUAUUCCAAUUUACUUAAAGUUCCACCUUUUCAACUGGACGAAUUCUGAUCAGAUUUCUAAUCCUGAUGUGAAGCCCCAUUUCAAGGAAUGUGGGCCUUAUGUCUUCAAGGAGAAACAUAAGCGUGUGAAGAUACAGUGGAAUAAAAACGGAACCGUAUCCUUCAAUCAAAUACGUACUUGGCAGUUUGAUGAAUCUCAAUCUGGUGGAAGCUUGGAUGAUGUUAUUACUUCCCUUAAUCCUAUCACUGCGACUGUUGCCAACAUGAUGAGAAAAGAAAUGGAUAUUUUUAAAGAAGUCAUCAACAUGUUGUUGAAUAAAAAGGGCGGCUCCUUGACCAUAACUAAAACGGCCAGAGAAUUGCUUUUCGACGGAUACGACGAUCCUCUGCUCACGUUUAUUAAGAAGUUCAAUUCCACUGCUAUAGAUAUUCCAUACGACAGAUUUGGGUGGUUCGUGGAUAGAAACAAUUCCGAUAGCUUCGAUGGUCGUUUCACAAUAUACAAUGGACAAAAGGACAUUAAAACUAUGGGUCUCGUGGAUCGCUGGAAUGGACAAAAUGAAACAGAAUUCUUCGAUGGAGAAUGUGGAAGGAUCUAUGGUACAACCGGUGAAUUAUGGCCAGUUAAAAUGGACCCUGUUGCUCCAAUAUCAGUGUUCGUAUCCGACCUUUGCAGGUCAAUUACGUUGAAUUACCACGAUAAAUAUGAAGCCCAUGGAAUCGAAGGUUCCCAAUGGAUGGGAGGCGAUAUGGUAUUCGACAACGGACAUCUCUAUGAAGAGAACCGAUGUUUCUGUCUUGAAGAGGAUUUCGCUGACUGUCCACCUACUGGAAAUCUGGAUAUAUCUAAGUGCCAACUGGGAGCCCCCGCUACAAUGUCUUACCCCCAUUUCUACAUGGCUGACCCCAGUUAUUUGAAUGCAGUGGAUGGCUUAAGCCCCAAUAGUACCCUUCAUAAGUUCACCAUCGCGUUACAUCCUGAAACUGGAAUACCAUUGGAUCUAGCAGCACGGAUUCAGUUGAAUAUGUACAGCAGGCAGGAUAGUAAAAUUGACAUCUUCAAAAACGUCCAAAAUGUCCUGUUGCCAGUGUUUUGGUUUGCUCAGAUGGUGCACCUGGACUCAGAUUUGGCUAGUCAAGUUAAGCUUGCUAUACUAGUCCCGGAUCUUGGAUUGUACAUUUCAUAUGGACUGUUUGGGGUUGCAGCAAUUAUUAUAAUUAUUGGAAUCAUAUUGACUCUGACUAAGUCGUGGGUAAGGACACCUAAGGAUCAAUUUGAGAAAUAAGAAAAAAGGACGAGUUAGGAAAACUUGCGACUAUUUUGAUCAAAUGCUUGUUAGGAGACUGUAAAUUAAUAAUUUCUGUGUUUUCGUAGGUAUUAAAUUAAAUUUAUAUUUAAUCAAUAUAAAAA